AUGGUAGGCUAUGAAAAGUUAUAAACUUUUUCACGAAAAGCAGAAUAGUUCGUAACUAUCACAGAGAGAAAGUAGUAUUUUGCCUAUUAAAUUCUAGUUGUAUAAUAAUACAUUGCUUUAUAGCUGGAUUUAGCAAAAGAUAAUUAAGCAAAACAAACAAUUAAAAAACUGAUGAAAUGGUAAAUAUAUCACUAAGAAAUAGUAUAACAGGGAAUUAUUAUCAAUUCUUCCAGAUAUUAUCAUGAUAAUUGACAAUGAAGAGCUAUUAUAAAGUACUUUUUGAAGUUUUAGUUAUUUAAAUGAUGAUAAAAACAUUUUAUUAUAUUAAUUCGAAUAGGGGUUAUUGAAUUAUUAAAAUCACUACUUCAUUCAAAAAAAUAAUCACUUACUAUUCCUUCAUUGAGAACUAUUGGAAUUAUUUUAACAGGUAAUGAAAAAAUAACCUAAUCAUAUUUUGAAAACUGGAAUUUAAAAAUCUUUUAACCUAUUGACAAUAGAAUAAAAAAGCUAUAAGAAGAGAAGUAAUAUUAUAAUUAAAUUUUCAAGGUUUUUAAGUUUUUUUAUAAUAUUGUGCUGAUACUUUAUGCUAAAUAAAUUAUUAAUGGAUUCGCUAGUUAGAAAAUCGACUGCUAGAAAUUAAAAAAGAAAUUGCUUAUUUAAUAUCUUAUUCAGUAAUUUAUGCAGAAAUAGAAGUUUUCGAUUAUCUUAUUAUAUCUCAUGGGCUUGUUGAAAAAUUAUCUAUACUUCUAGAUGUACAUGAUAAAGCUAUUAUUCAAGUUAGACUAGAAGGAACUUAAGAACUGUUAAAAAGAAUUAAUUAUCUUAAUUAUAAUAAGUUAAGAAUAAAAAUAAAUUAUAAUUCUAUAAAUAAAUAUUUUGGAUUCAAAUAUUAUUUCUAAAGUUGAUUUAGUAAAGCCGUCACUUUUAAGAAAUUUAUGA
This is a messenger RNA of Paramecium sonneborni, 939 nucleotides long. NCBI's taxonomy places the organism in Eukaryota, Ciliophora, Oligohymenophorea, Peniculida, Parameciidae. The record is from the annotation of a GenBank genome assembly.